Colletotrichum gloeosporioides is the source of this 1341-nucleotide messenger RNA. Its product is annotated as Ribonuclease H. Gene Ontology annotation, molecular function: RNA-DNA hybrid ribonuclease activity; nucleic acid binding. Lineage: Eukaryota; Fungi; Ascomycota; Sordariomycetes; Glomerellales; Glomerellaceae. The record is from RefSeq and is a predicted model, not a curated record. The transcript is spliced from 3 exons. Gene Ontology annotation, biological process: DNA replication, removal of RNA primer. The coding region runs from base 1 to 1341 and encodes 446 amino acids.
AUGCGAUUCCAAGCCUCCCCGGCAAAGACCGUUGACCGAAUCCUCCUCUGCGGACAAGCUCUCAAAAUACUCUUACCGCCUGCGACGCAACCAAACCGGGUUAUUAAAAGAGACCUGAGCUCAGGGAGCUGGUGGAAAAGAAGGGCCGAAACGGACGGGCAACCGGAGAAACUUUUCACGAUCCUGCGAAACCUACUCGACGACAUGCCAGCCAAGAGGACUGCAUCUGCAAUGGCCGAUGCGACGAAAUCCAAAAAGCGCAAGGAUGAGAAGAAGUGGUACGCUGUCAAGGUUGGUCUCCGACCGGGCGUGUACGAGACGUGGGAAGAGUGCUCAGAGAAUACCAACCACCAACGAGGAGCCGUAUACAAGUCCUUCACCUCUAAGGAAGAUGCGGAGGCGUUCGUGGCGGGAAAGAAGAUUCCGAACAGAGGCGGCAAGGCGGAACCCAUCAAGUACUACGCUGUAGCGCGCGGCAACUUCACUGGCAUCUUUCACGACUGGGACAAAGCCAGCAAGGCGAUCUACAAGUCAACGAAGCCCAAGUACAAGAAGUUCGACACCCUCGGAGAGGCAGUCCGAUUCAUAAAGGAGUAUGGCGACGAAGACACAAUCGACAAGGUUCAGACCCUGGUCGAUGGUGAUUCUGAGUUCGAAUCCGAGGUCGAGGAACAUGAUGAACUUGAGCCAGGCUUGGUUCAUAUAUACACGGACGGCAGUGGUCUCGGCAAUGGAUAUCCCAAGGCCCGGGCAGGCAUGGGCGUGUACUUUGGGCCCAGCGAUUCCAGAAAUAUCUCUGAACGUCUUGAGGGCGAGUACCAAACGAACCAGCGCGCCGAACUUUUCGCAGUCUUGCGUGCGCUGGAAAACGUUCCAGUCACAGAGGGAGUGCAGAUUCUCACGGAUAGUAGAUAUGCCAUCAAUUGCAUUCAGAAGUGGGCUCCGAUUUGGGCAGGUCGAGACUGGAAGACGGUAGCCUCUAGUAGCGACGUCACGAACAAGGACGUUGUCCAGGCCAUUAUGAAGAAGAUUGUUGAACGCGAGGCCAAGCACACGAGGACCGUAUUUACCUGGGUCAAGGGACAUUCGAAAUACCCUGGAAACGUAGAGGCGGACAAACUCGCUGUUGCAGCCGCUUAUUUGGAGCAGAAAAACCCUGUGAUGGAGAUUAAGGAAAGGCAGCAAGCAGAAGCUGCUGCGGAAGCUAAGAAAACCAAGACACGGAAGAAGCUGAAGUCGGAGAGACACGCAACUUUGAAGAAUGGAGAGAGUCCCGAAUUGGACCUCAGGUUUGAGAAGGAAGAAACUCCUGACCUCGACGACUACUCGAGCAUGCCUUAG